UACACCGCAAAAUGUAUUCUGUGAAAAAUGUGAUUUUUUCGCUGUUGUUCGGUUUGUUGAAUUUUAAGUUUGCGCAACCCUUGAAUUGCACCACCUGCUUAAGCUUACUAAACUGGUCGGAAUGUCAGGAGCUAGGCAUCCCGCUUCCCUGUACGAUCGAAGUUGCAAAUGGAAUGCACGAAUUAUUGGAUGAAUUUAACACACAACUAGUGCCCGCUGAUCCAGGAACGAAUGUUUCCUUCCAAUGCUUCUCCCUUCAUCUGGAAUUGACGAAACCACUAGGUGGAGUUGUAAAUGCUGGAUUCUCCCAGGGAUGCACUUUCGAGCACUCGAACAUCUGUGAAGGUUGGGUCAGCAGUCUGACCGUGGUUCAGUGUACAACUUGUUCCACCGGCGAUUACUGUCCGAGCGGUGAAGCGGUGCUAUUUAGCUCCUUAUUUCUCACAGUCGUAUCUGGACUAAUAGUAUUGUGGAAUUAUUCGAGAAAAUUCGUGCUUUGAGUCACCAACUAAGAUAACUAAGAUUUGAAGCACAAUUUGUACCUGUAGCAUAAUCAAAUAAAAUAAGGCACAGGUAUUC
This is a messenger RNA of Topomyia yanbarensis, 579 nucleotides long. RefSeq lists its product as uncharacterized. NCBI's taxonomy places the organism in Eukaryota, Metazoa, Arthropoda, Insecta, Diptera, Culicidae. The transcript is spliced from 2 exons. The coding region runs from base 12 to 500 and encodes 162 amino acids. The record is from RefSeq and is a predicted model, not a curated record.